This is a messenger RNA of Phanerochaete carnosa HHB-10118-sp, 1482 nucleotides long. RefSeq lists its product as uncharacterized. The coding region runs from base 1 to 1482 and encodes 493 amino acids. The transcript has 10 exons. Gene Ontology annotation, cellular component: cytoplasm. Lineage: Eukaryota; Fungi; Basidiomycota; Agaricomycetes; Polyporales; Phanerochaetaceae. The record is from RefSeq and is a predicted model, not a curated record. Gene Ontology annotation, molecular function: nucleic acid binding. Gene Ontology annotation, biological process: methylation.
AUGAUAACAGACUAUCUCUUCGUGUUUGCCCAGAAGCACGACGAGUUCCGGGUACCCGAGGUGUUGUCUGUCGCUGAGCUCUAUGACAUCAAGAUCGCUUUCUAUGGGAUACCCGCAGAGCUCGAUGUCUCUCGCCCGUUCAUGGUCCUAGGUCUCGAGAGCGAGGAGGACGCGAAGAAGCUGGCGAGGAAAUGUAUUCUCAUAAAGUCCGUCCACGAAUUCUACGGCCGUGGCAAAACGUACGAAGACCUUUUUGCACAGACGCAGCAGAAUGGGCACCGCUGGGCAAAAUAUGUCCAAGAAACAUCGUUCAAGUUCAAGGUCGAAGCAUACAACCACUCAAUUCCCCAGUACCGCCAGAAGGAAGUGGUCGAGAGUUUUGCGUGGAUGGACUUUCUUGGUGAGAUUAAUAUGCGGAACCCAGAGAUAACGUUGUGUGUAUUUGAGGAAUGUGAAGACCCAGAUAAGCACGGUACGACACGCCACAAGCACGAAGGCGACGGCAGUUUCGUCGAAAUCUUCUUCGGCAGGUUGAUAGAAGAAGGCUCGGCCCGGAAACUUGUGCAGACGUUUGACGUGAAGAAACGAACGUACUAUGGCAAUACCAGCAUGGAGGCCGAGAUAUCGCUUCUAAUGGCCAAUCAGACCCUGGCCUCCCCCGGGAAGUUAGUAUACGAUCCCUUCAUCGGCACAGGCAGUAUGGCCUACACCUCUGCAUACUUUGGGGCGUAUGUCUACGGUUCAGAUAUUGACGGAAGACAAAUGCGCGGUAAAGACAAGACACCAGGCAUUAUGCGAGCCGCUGCACAGUACGGUGUGCAGCAGCGUAUUAUAGACUUGUGCACCUUUGACGUGACAAGGAAUCCUUGGAGAUGUGGCGAGCUCUUUGACGCGAUUGUAACUGACCCUCCAUAUGGUGUGCGGGCUGGCGCGAAGCGCCUCGGACGCAAGAAUCCUUUGACGCGCCCUUCACAACAGUAUGCUACAAACAGGCAGGACGAUCAACCAUAUAUCCCGCCAACAAAACCCUACGAGCUUUCUGCAUUGGCAACAGACCUCGUUCUUCUUGCACGUCACAUGCUGAAGCCUGGCGGACGGCUUGUGUUCUUCCUGCCCACCGUCACAGACGAGUACGCAGAGCUUGAUCUUCAAACUUUGCUGUGCGUCGGUAUGGAAGUCAUUGCGAAUUCGUUGCAAGAUUUCGGGUCGUGGGGUCGCCGACUAAUCACCAUCAAGAAGACAACGUCAGACAAAUUCCCUCCGCCAACAUUCGACACGAUGCCGUUUAUUGCCGCGACCGAGACUUCGGCACAUAUUCCCGCUACCGAGACUUCGGCACAUAUUCCCGCUACCGAGACUUCAGCACAUAUUCCCGCUCACAAGGACUUCCGAGAGAAGUACUUCCAGGGCUUCAAAAAGGGAGAGAUGACCGACAUACUGCACGUUGCCGGUAAACACUCGCCAGACGUACUACGUUCCUGA